Messenger RNA from Haemorhous mexicanus (house finch), 1911 nucleotides. Its product is annotated as left-right determination factor 2-like. The record is from RefSeq and is a predicted model, not a curated record. NCBI's taxonomy places the organism in Eukaryota, Metazoa, Chordata, Aves, Passeriformes, Fringillidae. The coding region runs from base 1 to 1092 and encodes 363 amino acids. Gene Ontology annotation, biological process: SMAD protein signal transduction; BMP signaling pathway. Gene Ontology annotation, cellular component: extracellular region. Gene Ontology annotation, molecular function: growth factor activity; transforming growth factor beta receptor binding; cytokine activity. The transcript is spliced from 4 exons.
AUGGACCUGAGGUGUGCCUGGAUGCUCUGCGUACUCUGCCUCAACCUCACGGUCCGAGCGUUUACCCAGGAACGCUUCAAGGAGGUGGUGCUGAAGCAGCUGGGGCUGUCCGAGGUCCCUAAACUGCAUUCGAGAGACUUGGAGGAUCUGGUUAUCCCAGAGCACGUCAAGAACAAGUACAUGUCCAUGCUGAAGCGGCAGAGGGUGAAGCGCCGAGCUCUGCCGAGCCUGGCUGGCAUCCUCAGGGGCAUCCCGGGACACACAGGUAUGACAGGGGAAGUCCUCUACUCCGACACAACCACGCGCCAGAAGCUGAUGUUUGACAUGGAAGGCAGAAUACCUAGAAACAGCGAAGUCACGAUGGCUGAACUGAAACUCUUCAAAAAGCCUGUGGACAGAGCAAACCUGCCUGCCAGGCAGUCCCUCAGGCCUGUCUCCAACGCCAGAGUCAGCGUGUACUGGGUGCAGCAGCAGCACGAUGGGACCAACAGCACCUCCCUGAUAGAUUCCAGGCUGGUUCCUAUUCGUGAGUCGGGCUGGAAAAGCUUUGAUGUGACCCAGGCCGUGCAUUACUGGCUGCGAAGCAAGGGGCGGGAGCCGAUGAUCCUGGAGGUGUGGAUCGAAGGGGAGAGGCUGGGCAGCUACGCCUCGGAAAUGGCCAAAGCCGUGCGCUUCACCUCGCAGGACCCCAGGGACAAAGCCCUGGGCAAGCCUGAGCUGGUGCUUUACACCCUCAACUUGGAUGACUACGGGAGCCCUGGGGACUGCAGGGAGGAGGCGGCGCUGGGGAAAUCCACCUGCUGCCGGCAGAAGCACUACAUCAGCCUGCGGGAGCUGCCGUGGGCGCAGCCCUGGAUCCUGGAGCCGGCGGGGUUCCAGGCGUACCGCUGCUCCGGGAGCUGCCUGCAGCCGCCCCGCGCCCCGCGCCGCCCCGGCUCCGGGCAGCGCUCCUGCGCCGUGGCCGCCAGCUCGGCGCUGCCCAUCAUCUACCUCGUCAAGAGGGGCAACCACACCGAGAUUGAGGCGGCCGAGUUCCCCAAUAUGAUCGUGGAGAGGUGCAGCUGCGUGGCGGACGGCGCGGCGCUGGUGUGACCGGUGGGUGGCCUGGGUGUCAUCCGUUCCCUUCAGCCCUGCCAAGAGCCACCCCGGCCCCCAGCCCCGAGCGAGUGAUGAAGGUCCUGGGGGGUUCCUGCCUGCGCCGGGGCCCUGCUGCCCUGCAGAGAGAGUGCACUUGGGGGCACUGUCCCUGUAGGUGGGCUCAGAGGAGCGUGCAUUUCACAUUUGUGAGGGGUACCUUGGGAGCCUAGUGCUUCUCGGGGCCUCCGUGAUGCCAGCUUAACUUCACUGAAUUUAUUUCAGCCCCCACUCUGAAGUAAUGCAAACAGCUCCAGAUAAAAGAACAAAAUUCCAUUCCUUCACCAUCACCAGGUGAAGAAUAAAUUCGUGGGCUCAGCUUUUCAUUCUUAGGCUGCUGUGUUUGGUCCUUGUCUUCCCAAGCUGUGUUUUUGGUGAGCUGUAGAGCAGAAGCACUUACAUGUAUAGAGUGUAUGGAUAAAUGUGUGUAUUGUCUACAUAAUGGAUAGCUACAUAUUGAUUACUUACAUAUAUAUAUAUAUAUAUAUGUACAUAAAAUAUUGCCUAGAGCUCAAAGGAGAAUAUUUAUGUGCAUAUGUAUUGCAUGUACAUAUACAUAUCUACAUGUACAUAAAAUAUUAUCUGAAACUCAAAGGCUUAUAUUUUUGGUCCCUGCACCACGGGCUUCACACAGUUUUAGAGAGAAUUUAGAGUCCUGGAAUCAACAGGAACAUUAGGACUUGUUUGCCUGAGUAACAGUUUGUUUUUCUGAUUCUGUACUUCAAUUUAGGGAUAUUUUUAUUUCAAUUUAGGGAUAUUUUUCAAGUUGUGUGUGCU